Messenger RNA from Theobroma umbraticum, 2733 nucleotides. RefSeq names its product Preprotein translocase SecA family protein (gene SECA2). Gene Ontology annotation, cellular component: chloroplast envelope; membrane. Gene Ontology annotation, biological process: protein targeting; protein import; intracellular protein transport. The record is from RefSeq and is a predicted model, not a curated record. Gene Ontology annotation, molecular function: ATP binding; protein binding; protein kinase activity. NCBI's taxonomy places the organism in Eukaryota, Viridiplantae, Streptophyta, Magnoliopsida, Malvales, Malvaceae.
GCUUUUCUACUUCCUCGGUCGGGUGAUGGAGUCGCAGGAGUUACCGGAGUGUCCUGUGUGCUUGCAACCGUACGACGGCGUGUGUGCAAUCCCGCGGGUGCUCGCGUGUGGCCACACGGUGUGCGAAACCUGCCUUGUAAACCUCCCCCAAAAGCUCCCGGGAGCAAUCCGCUGCCCCGCGUGUACUGCGCUCGUCAAGUACCCUCCAGAGGGCCCCACGACUCUCCCCAAGAACAUCGACCUCCUCAGACUCAUCCCCGGGUCUGGAAGUACCCGGAAACACGUCAACAAAUCCCCACAUGACUCCCGUGUCCCUUUCCUCCCUCGGUCUUGGUCAGACGAGUUUUACUCCAAUUGGAAAAUCUACAUUCUCCCUACCGACGCUGUUGAGAGACAAAAAGUAAGUCUUUUGGCUGUUGGGUCUUUUUCAAGUGGGGAUGAGGGUGGUUCUGGGUUUACGGCUGGCUAUUUUGUUAGAGUCAUGGAUUGUUUGAGUGGAAUGAAGGAGGAGGAAAGAGAGGAGUUGGGUUUAGUUUUAAGUGCUUUUAAUAAACAAAGUGGUAGAAUUUGUAGGGUUUUGGGUUUAUGGGGUGAUCUUGGAGAUGGGAUUUUGUAUAUAGUGAGUGAGAAGCUAGAAUAUGGGAACUUUUUGGAUAAAAACUUGGGUGGUUUUGAAAAGGAUGGGUUUUUUAAUUUUGCAAUGAUAGGUAUGGAAAUAUGUGAGGCAUUUAUUGCUUUACAUAAAGAAGGGUUAAUUGCUGGUUGUUUAGGUUUUUCUUGCUUUCAGUUUGAUGAUUUUGGGCACGUAUGUCUUAAUUUGUGUGAGGUGUUAUUGAUUGGAAGGGAAGUUCUUGUAGUUGUUGCAAAGGUGGGUUCUAGCGGGAAAAAGAUUGGUGAUGGAGAAAUUGUUUUGUUGAUAAAAGAUUUGUUUAAAAGGGAUGUGUUUGUUAGCCCUGAGGUGUUGCUUGAGCUGUUGGAGAAAGAGGGUAUUGUGGUAGAGUGUGGUAGCUCAAGAUAUUCAAUAAGGUAUAGCUCGGAUGUCUGGUUGUUAUGUUGUAUUUUGCUUAGGAUUCUCGUUGGGGAAGUUUUUAGUGAUGAGUUGGUUGAUUAUAUGUGUCAUGUUAUUGUGAAAGGAAGUGAAGAUCGUGAAUUGGAUUGUUCAAGUGCUUACAUGAGUUUGAUGGAGAAAGUGAGCUCUUUGUUGGGAACUAAAUUUGGUUCAGAAUAUGUGUCGUUGCAGCAGAUUCUUUGUAAAUGUUUGGAGUUUGAUCCAAAAAAUCGUUCACUUGUGAGAGAUGUGUGGAAAUUUAUUAGGGAGCUGGUUAUUAAACCUCAGUUUGAUAAAAUGGUCAAAUUGGAUGGAGCAAGUUAUGAUGAGAAUAGAGGCCGAUGCUUAGUUGUUGGAAAAUUGUUUCUGUUGUCCAGGGAAAGAAUUGAAAUACAGGAAAAAGAUGUGUCACAAGGAAUGGAAACAAAUGGUGCAGCAAAUAUGGUUAUUGGUCUCACAGAGGGAAGCAUUAAAUCUAAAGAUUUGCAAGGCCAUCUUGAUUGUGUUACAGGAUUAGCUGUUGCAGGUGGUUAUCUGUUUAGCUCCUCCUUUGAUAAAUCAGUCAAAGUAUGGUCUCUGCAGGACUACUCUCAUUUGCAUACAUUUAGAGGCCAUGAGCAUAAAGUCAUGGCUGUUGUCUGUGUGGAUGAAGAACAGCCAUUAUGCAUUAGUGGUGAUAGUGGUGGUGGUAUAUUUGUAUGGAGCAUUAGUACCCCUUUUGCACAAGAGCCAUUGAAAAAAUGGUACGAGGAAAAGGAUUGGCGUUACAGUGGAAUUCAUGCUUUGGCAAUUUCAGAGAUUGGAUAUUUAUAUACUGGAAGUGGAGAUAAAUUGAUUAAAGAAUGGUCACUGCGGGAUGGCACCUUUUCAUGCUCUAUGAGUGGCCAUAAAUCUGUAGUUUCCACGCUAGCAGUGAGUAAUGGAGUUCUUUACAGUGGGAGUUGGGAUGGAACUGUUCGAUUAUGGAGUCUAAGUGAUCACAGUCUUUUGACAGUUUUAGGGGAAGACACACUGGGAUCUGUGACCACUGUCUUGUCUCUUGCAGCUGACAUGAAUACGCUUGUUGCUACUUACGAAAAUGGAUCUGUUAAGAUCUGGAGGGAUGAUGUAUUUAGGAAAUCUAUACAAAUACACAAUGGUGCCAUUUUUACUAUUUGCUUGGAGGGGAAGUGGCUUUUUACAGGAAGUUGGGACAGGACCAUCAAGGCACAGGAAUUAGCUGGAGAUGAUUUUCAGGUGGACCUUAGACCUAUUGGAUCAAUUCCUUGUGAUUCUGUCAUAACAGCUUUAUCAUAUUGGGAAGGGAAGCUUUUUGUAGGUUUUGGUGAUAGGACUGUUAAGGUAUACUAUUAUGGGAAGUGAUCAAAGUCUCAUUGGGAUUGCUGUUGUUCUCUGCUCUAUAAUCUUGGUUAAGCACUUAGCAAAACCUUGAUUUUCAGGACCAAGAGGUUUCUACGAUGAACUUUGUACAGAAAAAUAUACCAAUACAUGCAUACGGGGAACUGGUGGCUAUUCACUCUCAACACAUGUAUAUCUGUUGGUGUCAGUGGACCAAUUUGUAGAUUGUAGAACCUGUAGUGCUCAAGUUGUUAUAUCACAAGCCAGGAUAACUAAAAUUAGCAAAUACAUGGAUUGACCCCUUUUUUCCGAUUGUUAUAUUUGGGAAGCAAGGCUUUGCGUUGCAA